This is a messenger RNA of Tuber melanosporum (Perigord truffle), 6384 nucleotides long. RefSeq lists its product as uncharacterized. Gene Ontology annotation, molecular function: ATP-dependent chromatin remodeler activity; ATP binding; methyltransferase activity. NCBI's taxonomy places the organism in Eukaryota, Fungi, Ascomycota, Pezizomycetes, Pezizales, Tuberaceae. The record is from RefSeq and is a predicted model, not a curated record. Bases 1 to 6384 code for a protein of 2127 amino acids. The transcript has 6 exons.
AUGGACAAUUAUUUCGGUAAAGCGGCGAAUCGUGCCCCUAUAAUAGUUCCGGAAUUUGUGAAACCAAGAGGAAAGGGCAAAGCCGUGGCGGUGGAAAAGUCUCUAGCACUAGCUCCUAAAGCAAAAGUGAAAAAAGAACGGGCACCCAAAACACCUGUUCCCAAGAAGAGCGCCAAGGCGCACUCUCGAUCGGCAAAGGGAACUGACGAUGAAUCGGAUUUUGCUGUUUCUGGCGAUGCUGAGGAUGCCGAGAGUGAGGCGACGGAUGAUGUUUUUCCCACAGAAGAUGAGGGUGAUAGUGGUGCGGCGAUCGACGAUGAAAUUGACGACAUUGUGGUCGAUAAACCAAAAUCGAAAUCCAAAACCAGGGUCACUGCUACCGGAAAGGUGAAACAUGUAUCCGUUUCUAAACCUUCAGGGUUGAAAAUUAUACCUCGUGAGGGGGAUCUUCCCCCUAUUUCCGAUUUGCAGCAAAUGUUCGACGAUAUCGUUUCACGUCUUCCUGAUUUGAAGAGUCUAUUUGGAAAGAGCGGGGGACGCAAAUUGAGGGUUGCUACUAUGUGUUCUGGAACUGAGAGCCCUUUACUUGCUUUGGGAUUGAUGGGUAGGAGUAUGAGAAGUCAAGGUAUAGGAAAACUCGACAUUGAGCACGUGUUCAGUUGUGAGAUCGAACUGUAUAAGCAAGCUUACAUUGAGAGGAACUUUAAGCCACCUAUCUUGUUUAGGGAUGUUAGAGAACUUGGGGAGGACGUGGCUACUACGGCGUACGGUGCAAAGGUUCCCGUUCCUGGAAACGUUGAUUUGCUUAUUGCCGGUACGUCUUGCGUCGAUUUCUCGAAUUUGAACAAUAAGAAAAAAGGCCUCGAGGAUGUUGGAGAAUCGUCAGAUACUUUCCACGGAAUGAUGAGAUGGGCAAUUCGUCAUCGUCCCACCGUUAUCAUCCAGGAGAACGUACAGGGUGCGGCAUGGACUCAGAUGAGGGCGGAAUACAUUGAAGCUGGAUAUUCUGCCGAGUUUGUAUCCAAUUUUGACUCCAAGAAUUACUACGUCCCCCAAACUCGACAGAGAGGGUACUUGUUCGCGGUAGAUAAGGCGGGUAGCGGCAUCCCCAAUCGAUGGAUUGAUGCUAUGAAAAGCCUUCGCCGCCCCGCAACUUGCACCCUCGAGGCUUUUUUGCUUCCGUCCGACGAUCCUAGAAUCCAUCAGGUUCGGAUGGAUUUGGCAACGAAACGCGAUGGGUCUAAGAAAACAGCGAGAUCUGUUGAAUGGGAGAAAUGCGAGGGUCGUCACCAAAAGGAGAGACUUCAACAAAAACUUGGUCUCAAGAGACCGAUGACCCAAUGGGAGGAAGGCGGAGUCUGUAAGAUGUUGGACUUCGCAUGGCAGGAUUGGGGUGCCAUGCAGGUCGACCGUGUUCUCGAUUUGAUGGAUAUUAAUAUGUUGACCCUGGCGAAGGAAGGAAUUGAUUGUAAUUAUAAGGAGCAAUUUUGGAAUCUGUCCCAAAAUGUCGACCGCAAUACUUUCGGAAAAGCGAACGGCAUUUGUCCCUGCCUUACUCCACAUAUGAUUCCGUACCUUACCGAUCGUGGUGGUCCGAUGAUUGGGCUUGAGGCGCUAGCCAUGCAGGGUCUUCCUAUAAACGAGUUACUUUUGACGAGGGAGUCUACGCAGGAGCUUCAAAAUCUUGCCGGAAAUGCUAUGACCUCAACUGUUGUAGGAACCGCCACCCUGGUUGCCUUGUUGCUUUCCAAGAACGUGUUACGACCUCCAAAUGACGAUGGUAUGGAUGUCGAUGUGGAUGACCUGGACAUCUCGACGAGAAUAGGUGGAGAUGAGCAACUUAAGCAACGGCCUCUGGACUUAUCAACUACCCAAGCUUUCAAGAUUUCCGACCUAUUGAAGUUGGCGUUACGAAGUUCUCGUCUAUGCGUUUGCGAGGGCCGAUCGGACAUGACCUCUAGUUUGCUUUCUCGUUGUGAGGAGUGUGGCUUUUCCAGUUGCGAGAGAUGUGGUGGUAGACCUGAACACGUUUACAAAGCCCUUAGCGUUCACGAUCGGCUUGCACCUUUGGCAUUCGAGGAUAUGUUGAAAGGUGUUCUACCUAUGCGUUUGGUUGUUGCCGGGAUCACUGAGGAAUUUCUUGAGAGCCUGAAGACUGCCAAUCCUACAGCCGCCGGUCAUAUAUCAACUAAGGACUGGAGCAUAUUUAUCAGUCUUAUCCUCGAUGCGACCUCCGGGGAGUUUAGGUUCACAAAUCUGAAACGUCAGCAAAUCUGGAGUGUAUCUUACGAUGCUCCAGCGGCAAAGUUGGAACUCUUACUCGACCCAAGCCAACCAGAGUGGAGGCUGUUCGCUAAGUGCCCCACAUCCGAGGGUGUCAAUAGCCGAAAGCGUGCAAUGUGCAAAGCACCUAUGGCUCGUAUGCGAUUAUCCAACGCCCAAGACAUUAUGGAUUGCGGGGUCGAGGUGUGCUUGCCUACGAGAUAUGAUUUCGAUCUGACAUUGGAGGGGGAAGGCGAUUUGGUCGAGUCUUGGCAAGCUCAACUUGGUCUUCAGGACUCUAAAUUUGCUGAAAAGAAAGUCUGGUCCUAUAUUCGGAUGACUGUUCCUGACGAAGCAAAAGAGUGUCUUGAUCGUGAUCUUUCUGGUCUCUGGAAGCUUCUUCCUGCAUGUGGGACUUCUAACGGCGCUCUUCACAAGCAGGUUGACGGUGACGGUGGCGCACAACUCUUUUUCUUCUUGGAUCCUACAAAGUGCGGUGAGCCUAAGCAUGACCCAUUUGUCUUCUCGGUCAGCCCUAGAAGAUAUGCCUACGGAGAACAGCGCCCCCUUGUUGCGAAAUUAGAUCCUAAGUUUAGAACAUUCGGUGACAAUACACCGCGGGUUGUUAGGUGUCAUGUUGAUGGACAAUGGGUUGUGGCUAAGGGCUCCACCCUUAAGCCGCCAUCCGCUUCUACGCAAACCGUGGGCCGGGCUAUUUACGCUACCCCGGGAAAGAAAGGGUUGGAGAUUAGCGUUACUAAAGCUAGUUGUGCUGCCGCUAAUGCUAUCCUUACUUGUCGGGUUCCGUUGGAAAACCAAGCUGAGGGGGUAUGGCCAAAGGGAGUCUGGAAACAGGUCGACAAGAUUCACGAGAGAAAUACGUUCGAGAGUCUGGCGUGGCUUACUGAACGUGUACGAUCUAUGCGGCAUUUGUCAAAUUGGAAUGCGCUGGAUCUUCCCGAGGACCACACCAGCUGCGAGCGAUGUGCCCCCAAGCCACCAAAUCUUCGUUGGGUAAUGAAGGGGAAUAAGUUUGUUCCUAUGGAGGAUGCCAAACAAGCUGCGCCGUACGAACGUGCGCUAAAAAAUAGACCCUCACCUUUCGUCACACAGUUGAUGCUUGAGGAUGAUAGCACUGGUAUUUUGAGGAUUGGUCUGAAUAUUCCUACGCUCGUUCAUAGAGCAUUGUCAAGACUUCCAUCUGAAGGUAGAGAGGAAAUGCCGAUGCUGAGCUGGCGAUUGACCACCGACUAUAUCCCGGAAACUCAACUUACACUUCCUGCAUUCGAAUUGACAAGUAACAAGAAGGAUCAGCAGCACACCCAACCUCCGAGGUUCAUUACCAAGUUGAGACCAGAGCAGCUUAGAUCGCUAAGUUGGAUGUUGACGCAGGAAGAAGAGGAUGCCAUCCCUUUUGUUGAAGAAGAGAUUUCUGAAGCUCUUUUGCCACACCUUAAUUGGCGAGCGGAGGGGAAAGCGGAGCGGCCUAUCCAGGUCCGUGGAGGCGUCCUUGCUGAUCAGGUCGGAUAUGGUAAAACCGCAAUCACAUUGGGAUUGAUUGAUUGCUCCCGUGAUGAUGUCAAACUCCCUGAAGAUGUUGAUGGUCGUAUACCUGUUAAGGCUACUUUGAUCAUCGUUCCGGCGCAUUUAACCAACCAGUGGCCUGCCGAGAUCAACAAAUUUACCGGUAGCAAUACCUAUAAGGUUAUUAAGAUCCAGAGUCAGGCUCAUCUUAAUGCCUUGACCAUUGCCCAAGUGAUGGAUGCGGAUAUAAUCGUUGUUGCCUCCACACUUUUCAGGAGUGACAAAUAUCUUGGUAACCUGGCUGGAUUUGCCGCCACGAGGCCUGUUCCGUCCUCGGAAGGCAGGCGCUUCAACGCGUGGCAGAAGGUUGCUCUUCGGGACCUCAAGGAGCAAGUGAACAAUCUUCGUGGUGGUGGCGCCGAAUUUGUUCGGCAGAGAAUCGAUGACAACGCGAAGGGCGUCAACGACGAAGAUAGCUCGGCAGAGGAGAUGGUGCGCAACAAACGUCUCAUCGGUAAGGCUUAUGUCGAAGCAGUUGAGAAGCAAGCCCAGGCCGGCGGAAAGCGCAAGAGGCCGAGAGUUGAAGUCUCGGAUGGGGAAUUUAGUUCAUCUGCGAGCGGAUCUGGUCCAUCGAAGAGGAGUAAGAUGGCUCCCGUCGUGGUUGGCGAUCCUUGGGGUCUUCGGACGAAUGCUGUGGCAAGGGAUUGGAAGCGUAUGCACGCACCGCCGUUCGAGAUGUUCCACUUUAAUAGGUUGGUUGUCGAUGAGUAUACCUAUCUUAAGGGACAAAUACAUGCUGGUAUCACUUGCUUGAAAUCUACUUUCCGUUGGGUGUUGUCUGGGACACCGCCAUUGGACGACUUUGCCGAUGUUAAGACUAUUUCUGUGUUUUUGGGUAUUCACUUGGGUAUUGACGAUGAUAUGGUUGGGAAGAUCGAUAAUAGGAAGAAGAUCAAGAAGGACAGGACUAGUGUCGAGGCGUUUACAGCAUUCAGAGAACUGAGAUCGCCGGGAUGGCAUACACGGAGGCACGAGAUUGCCCAGAACUUUCUUAAUCAGUUUGUGCGACAAAAUAUUGCCGAAAUUGAUGAAAUUCCUUUCGAAGAACAUAUCGUCCCAAUUACACUUCCCGCGGCUGAACGUGCUAUUUAUCUAGAGCUUGAACAUCAUCUACAAGCCUUGGAAAUGAACAUCCGGAAAUCGAAGAUCAAGGUCGACAACGACAGAGAUAAGAGGUUGCAAGAAUCUCUUGGGGACAGUGCGUCCGCUGAGGAAGCUCUACUUAAGCGUUGCUCUCAUUUUGUUUUGGAUUUCACUAAGGAGGAUGAGGAAAACGCUGUUCAAGCUUGUGAGGUUAUUGUCAAGGAUCGUAAACGUCAACUCACUAGCUGUCGUGAGGAAAUCCGUCAGCGCCUCGUCGAUUGUCUGAAACGUCACAGGGAGAUUCCGAAGGAUUCCUUCCCCAUAGCAUCUGGUGAUCACUUUGGCACCUUCCUCAAGACCACCCUCGAAAACGGCAUUGGGGAUCCAGAAGCCGGCGGGGACAUCGUCGCGUUGAUCAAUCAAGCCAAGGGUAAUGGAAGGGGUCCUAAACCAUUUUCUGGCAUCCCUAGCGUCGUUGGCGUCGAUUUCCUUAAACCCGUCAAGUCCUCCAAGAAAACUAAAGGCAAAGGAAAAGCCGAUGACGAUGAUGAUGAUGUGGAAGUCUAUAUAGAACCCUGGCCAAAAGCAAUGGAAGACAAAGUCCAGCAACUCCGCGAUCGUACCGCUGUCCUUCGUGCCCUUGUCCGGAAAGAACUUGUCGGACGCCAUCGCUCACUCCGUUACUUCCGCAUUGUCCGCGACCUCCAACAGUUCGGCCUCGCCGAGUUUGCAAAGAAGAACUCCGUCUCGAACGUCUCCUGUCCCGGAUGCAAGCGCAAGAACCUCCCCGUCUCAGAGAUUGCUGUUCUCUCCAGUUGCGGUCACCAAGGCUGCUACACAUGUCUCGAGGCCGCAGCGCAUAAACAAGAGUGCCUUACCCCAGGCUGUGACUCUGCCGCUCGCGUGCUCAACGUCGUUAAGGGCGAGAGUCUAGGAACUGAAGAUGCGAAGGAGGGAAUUGGCAGACAUUAUGGAAUGAAGUUGGAGAAGAUGAUGCACUUAAUACAAAAGCUCAUUCCGGUGGACGAGAAGAUUCUCGUGUUCGUCCAAUUCACAGACCUGAUGGAGAAAGUGGCCCAAGUGCUGAAGGAGUACAAAAUCGGCUUCUUGCAAAUCAAGGGCUCCGCGGCAGCGCAGAGUAAAGCACUCCAGCAAUUCCAGGAAUCGGCCGAGAAGGAUAAUAUUAAAGUCCUACUACUGAACGUCAUGGACGAGAGUGCCUCCGGAGCCAAUCUCACAAACGCUAAUCACGCCAUCUUCCUCUCCCCGCUCCUCACCACGACCGAUUACGAGUAUAGGUCCUGCGAAACGCAGGCUAUUGGACGUGUGCGUCGCUACGGACAGACUAAGAAGGUGCACGUGUGGAGAUUCUUAACGGAGAAUUCCAUCGAUGUGGAGAUUUUCCAGGAUAGGGGUGGUGCUAAGUUUGCCGAUGUGGAGAAGUUUGUCAUGUAA